Molecule: messenger RNA, 4807 nt
Organism: Talpa occidentalis (Iberian mole)
Lineage: Eukaryota; Metazoa; Chordata; Mammalia; Eulipotyphla; Talpidae
Gene: MCTP1
Product: multiple C2 and transmembrane domain containing 1
Exons: 23
Coding region: 1-2853 (950 amino acids)
Biological process (GO): regulation of neurotransmitter secretion
Cellular component (GO): synaptic vesicle membrane
Molecular function (GO): calcium ion binding
Source: RefSeq, a predicted model, not a curated record
AUGGAGCCCCGGGCUACUGCAGCUGGCGCGCCCGAGCCUGCGGCGCCGUCCUCCUCCUUCCAGGCCCGGCUCUGGAAGAACCUGCAGCUGGGGGUGGGCAAGAGCAAGGGCGGCCGCGCCGGGGGCUCCGAGCGCCGCACUGCGGGCACCCCAUCGCCCUCCCCGCCGCCCCCCGGGGGCAGGCGGGACACCCUGACCGGCGUGGGUGGCGCGGGCAGCAGGUGGAGCGGCUUCAAGAAACGCAAGCAGGUGCUGGACCGCGUCUUCUCCUCCUCCCAGCCCAACCUGUGCUGCUCCUCUCCGGAGCCUCUCGAGCCCGGCGGCGCCGGCAGAGCGGAGCAGGGGUCCACGCUGCGCCGCCGAAUCCGCGAGCAUUUGCUUCCCGUGGGGAAGGGGCCGGUGGCCGCCGCGGGAGCAGCCGGGGCGACCCCUCCUGGCGGGCGCUCCCCGGACUCGGCUCCUUCUUCGUCCUCCGCCUCAUCGUCCCUGUCCUCCUCACCCCAGCCGCCCCCGAGGGGGGAGCGCGCCCGAGAUGACGGCACACAGCCUCGGGGUCCCGGGGCGCACUUGUGCCAUCAGAAGAGUUCCUCCUUGCCGGGCACCGCCUGCCUGGAGCAGCUGUUGGAGCCGCCGCCCCCUCCUGCUGAGCCGGAGCGGAGCCCGCGGAGUGGGCGCGCACCGAGCACUGGUCAAACACAUGGUGUUUUAGAAAAAAAAAUAAAUACCGCUGGAACCAGUAAUGCAGAUGUCCCUUUGGGUGAUCCCGGAAUGUACCAGUUGGACAUUACAUUAAGAAGGGGUCAAAGUUUAGCCGCCCGAGAUCGAGGAGGAACAAGUGAUCCAUACGUGAAAUUUAAAAUUGGAAGAAAAGAAGUUUUUAGAAGCAAAAUAAUACACAAGAACCUCAAUCCUGUGUGGGACGAGAAAGCUUGCAUUCUUAUUGAACAUCUUAGGGAGCCAUUGUAUAUAAAGGUAUUUGACUAUGAUUUUGGACUACAGGAUGACUUUAUGGGCUCAGCCUUUCUGGAUCUCACACAACUGGAGUUGAACAGACCCACAGAUGUGACGCUAACACUGAAAGACCCCCAUUAUCCUGACCAUGAUCUUGGAAACAUUUUUCUCUCUGUUGUUCUUACCCCAAAAGAAGGAGAACACAGGGAUGUGACAAUGCUAAUGAGGAAGAGUUGGAAAAGAUCAAGUAAGUUUCAGGCCCAAAGUUUACGUCUGUCAGACCUACACAGAAAAUCCCAUCUUUGGAGAGGAAUUGUCAGCAUCACAUUGAUUGAGGGGAGAGACCUGAAGGCCAUGGAUUCAAAUGGGUUGAGUGACCCCUACGUGAAGUUCCGGCUUGGGCAUCAGAAGUACAAGAGCAAGAUAAUGCCAAAAACUUUGAAUCCUCAGUGGAGAGAACAGUUUGAUUUUCAUCUCUAUGAAGAAAGAGGUGGAAUCAUUGAUAUCACUGCAUGGGACAAAGACGCUGGAAAAAGAGAUGAUUUUAUUGGCAGGUGUCAGGUUGACCUGUCCGUCCUCAGCAGGGAACAGACACACAAGUUGGAGCUGCAGCUGGAAGAGGGAGAGGGGCACCUGGUGCUGCUGGUCACUCUGACAGCUUCGGCCACAGUCAGUAUCUCUGACCUCUCUGUCAACUCCCUGGAAGAUCAGAAAGAACGGGAGGAGAUAUUAAAGAGAUAUGGUCCUUUGCGGAUAUUUCACAACCUAAAAGAUGUGGGAUUCCUCCAGGUGAAAGUAAUCAGAGCAGAAGGGUUAAUGGCUGCUGAUGUUACAGGUAAAAGUGACCCAUUUUGUGUAGUUGAACUGAACAAUGAUAGGCUACUGACACAUACUGUCUACAAAAAUCUCAAUCCUGAGUGGAACAAAGUCUUCACAUUCAACAUUAAAGAUAUCCAUUCAGUUCUUGAAGUGACAGUUUAUGAUGAAGAUCGGGAUCGAAGUGCUGACUUUCUGGGCAAAGUUGCUAUACCAUUGCUGUCUAUUCAAAAUGGUGAACAGAAAGCCUACGUCUUGAAAAACAAGCAGCUGACAGGGCCAACAAAGGGGGUCAUCUAUCUUGAAAUAGAUGUGAUUUUUAAUGCUGUGAAAGCCAGCUUACGAACAUUAAUACCAAAAGAACAGAAGUACAUUGAAGAGGAAAACAGACUCUCUAAACAGCUGCUCCUAAGAAACUUUAUCAGAACGAAACGUUGCGUCAUGGUGCUGGUAAAUGCUGCAUACUACGUUAAUAGUUGCUUUGAUUGGGAUUCACCCCCAAGGAGCCUCGCUGCUUUUGUGCUCUUUCUCUUUGUUGUCUGGAACUUUGAGCUCUACAUGAUACCACUGGUUUUGUUGUUACUAUUGACAUGGAACUACUUCUUGAUAAUAUCAGGGAAAGAUAACAGGCAACGUGAUACAGUAGUGGAGGACAUGCUGGAGGACGAGGAGGAGGAAGAUGACAAAGAUGACAAGGACAGUGAAAAAAAGGGAUUUAUAAAUAAAAUCUAUGCCAUCCAGGAGGUAUGUAUCAGUGUCCAGAACAUCCUAGAUGAAGUGGCUUCCUUUGGCGAAAGGAUAAAGAAUACUUUCAACUGGACCGUCCCAUUCUUAAGCUGGCUGGCCAUCGUAGCACUCUGUAUGUUCACAAUCAUCUUGUACUUCAUUCCACUGAGAUACAUUGUCCUUGUCUGGGGCAUCAAUAAAUUUACAAAAAAGCUUCGGAGUCCAUAUGCAAUUGACAACAAUGAACUACUUGACUUCCUUUCCAGAGUCCCUUCAGAUGUACAAGUGGUGCAAUACCAAGAACUGAAACCAGAUCCUUCUCAUAGCCCAUGUAAAAGGAAGAAAAACAAUCUUGGGUAGCCAACUCCCAGCACUGACGAGACCAGCAUCUGUUUGGGAAGAUAAAAGAAAAAGCCUUUAGCCUCAGCAGCAUUUCCUUUCUUUCUGCUUUUUAUUUAUUUUGCCUUUUUAUCAUGAUCGAGGGAAUUUGUAAAUAGUGUACAAAGGCAUAUGUCUUUGAAAAUAUACUUCCAUUGUACAGACUCAAUUUGAUAAAGGUUUAAGUUACUGCUGUGUGAAAAGCUUUGCUAGAACAACAAAUGUAAGAAUGGUAACACACUGAAAGAUACAUACUUCUCUAAUUACAUGUGAAAGAACCAGAAUAUUACAUUAAAUGCUCAGCUGUGCUCUGAUUAAAUUGACAUAAAAUGUAAAUGUCUAUUUGAUUUUAAAGUUUUUCUUAUGUGACUAUUUUUUAUCUAAAGAGUAAUCCAUUACAGUUUUCUAUGUUUUAUACAUUUCAAAAGGGUGGGGAGGGGAAUCCCAAAACUGAAAAGUGGAACAGAUGCAUUUCAAUUUAACGUAGAUUCUGACACCAGAUUCUGACAUUCAUUCCUGUGCAAAUUAUUUAGAUAUGACUAGGCUGAUUUUAAGCUAAUGAGUGAAGGUAUAUUCACCCUCUCAAGAGAAUUUUCCACACUCUGAAAAUCAACCCUGCAAAGAAAACUUAAAACAUUCUAUUAUUCCAUCUAAAACCUUAAAAUCUCUACAGAACUACUCAAAAAUACUGCCAGAUUUAUAAAUGAUUGCCUAUCUAAAUUUUUAUAUCUACCACUCUUUUAAUUUAUAUACUAAAUUAGCAAAUUAGGAGCACAGUUCAGUUGUCAAAAAUACUAGUAAAUAAAAUCCAUAUUGUUUUUGGUGUUAGAUCAUACCUCUGUGCAUCUAAAAAUAUUUAAUGCUCAAGUGUUCUCACAGAAAAAAAGUAUCUGCUCUCUCAUUAGGAUACUGAAAUGCUUUAAUAUAUACCAUGACUUUUGUUAUUAGUGUGAAUUUUAAUGUAGAGGAGAAUGCAGUGUGCUAAGUGAUAUGCCAGUGUUUCAUCACUUUAUUUUAUGGAAAAAGUAAUCAUUCUUGGUAAUAUGAAUGCAUGAAAACCUAUUUUGUAAAAUAAACUGCACAUAGGGAGGGAAAAUUUGCCUUCAAAACUCUUUCACUUCUUACCAUAGAAUCUAUACUUAAAAAUUACAUUCCCAAGACUCUUAUGGUAGUUUUUGUACCUAACUCCCUGUUAUAUCAAGGGACUGUACCUAUGGAGAAAGAUCCUCUGGUGAGAAUGUAUUACUUCCCUGAUUUGGUAGGGAAUUGAGCUUGGUUGAAAUUGCUGCAGACAAUUGUUUGCACUACUUUAUUAUAGAAAGGGGGUGGGGUGAAGGUGGAGGUUUUGCUGGAAAAAUGUAGAAAGCCAGAAGCAAGAAAUAUAUAUUUAUUCUAAAGAAAGGCUCUUAAAAACUAUUCUUUAAAAAUAAAUUUGAUCUCAUCAGAGCUGAUUUUUAAAGUAUUUUUAUUUUAAAGCUAUGUUGUUAAAUACUAUUUCUUAUGACAAAACUAUUUUGAUCUGUUUAUAUACUAUGCUUGAAAGAAUGUCAAUUAAAUCCCUUUCUACAGAAAGGCUUUGACCUCAAUAUGCUCUAUAUUUAGUGUAUCAUGUUUAUAAUGACAUGCCUACAUCUGCAUACCAUCACUGUCUGUUGCUAACACAUAAUACUCCAUGAAGUUGAUGUUAUUAUAGGAAGUUUAUUGAUGGGAUAAUUUGAAAUAACUUUCAACUACACCUGUAUGAGAUUUAUGUUCUCUGCUGACAUGUCUACUCAAAUGUCUACAAGCCUGAUAUUCUACAACCUCAGAUGUACCUAGUAGAUAAUAACCAUUAACAGAUGACUUACUUCUGUUUGCUUCAUUCUAUCAAAUUUCAGAUGUUUGGUGCAAUGGUAAUGUUAACUAUACAUUCACUGCAUUAAAUAAAAAAAAAAUC